AAAUCAAAGUUGUAGAAAAGUAUGAUCCUACCCUUCUCUUCCACUGUUGGUUUUGUAUUCUUCCCGCUUUCUCAAAGCCAGUACCAGGGUCUUUAUGGCCACAGGAUUAGGAAAGUGAUGAAAUACUAAAACUAGGCUUACCAAAUAUAUUUAUUUUUUUAGAUUUCAUCUGGAUCACUGUCUUGAGCUGGCUGAUUUUACUGGCCACAUGAACAGUAAUUCUGUUUCAGGGAAGUCCUAGGUGUCAGCCCUUAUCGUGACAGCAGGAACAGGUUACUUGAUUAACGGGUUAGGUUACCAUACUUAGCAUAAUCUACAUGGCAGAAACUGUAGUAUCAGUCUUUAUUUUGUAUGUAUGUAACUUGCUUUUUAUAAAGGUUUUGUAUACAAACGUGUACUUUAUGGAUUUAUAUGUAUAUUAAUUCAAACCUGGAAUAUUAUUACUAAUAAUUAGGAGAAAAAGGUUUUUCUCGACACAUCUGGCUAGGUUCUUGCAAGCAUUUAAAUGGAGACUGCACACCUGAAGCCUGAAAACUUGCCUAGAAAUUAAAGCUUACAGGCCCUAAUUAAAACUACCCCAAUUAGAUCUAAGAACACUGUGCAGGUUUGUCUUUAUUCACAUUUUUUAAGUACCUUUUCAGUACCGUUAAUAAACUUGAUGCAAGUUCCAAGAUAAGAAUAUAGUUAGCUAUUUGACAAAAAUCUGCAUCCUGUUAAAGGUUGACAGUUCUGUUCUAUAUUAAAUACUUUUUAAUAGGUAUCUUGUCUAGGACUAUUGAUUUACCUGUGGCUUCAUUAUUAAUGGUUAAUUACAUCUCUUAUAUAAUACUUUUGCAAUUAAGGUGUUAGGGAGUAGGACAGGUAGAAGAAAAGCCACUAGGUAAUGUAAGCUACAUAUUGUUUCUGUUGACUCUAGCAAUUAUUUUUGCUGCAUCAUUAGUGUUGUGUUUUUUUCUUCCCCACACACUGUUACAAUAAUUACAGGAUUAUUUUUUUUCAAAAUAUUUUACUUGCUUGGUUUGUUUUAAUAGCUUUUUUUUUUUUUUUUUUGCCUCGGGAAAGUUAAAAUCUGGUUUCUUCUGAGCUAAGACCACUAGGUGGCAUUCCAGAAGAAGACUUCAAUGAAGCUUGCAAACAACAUUUCCACAUGAGAAAUACUAAAGAUUAUAAACCUGAACGAGGGUGAACCAUGUUGGAUGAGAAAUAAAGACAAAUAGUCUUAGGUAAUAAGUAUUAAGCUAAUGUGCGAAUAAGUGUGGGAGGAGGGCAGGGGGUGAAACACCAACACAUUUUGGUUGGUAACACAGGCAAGAGGGUAGCAAAAUAUUGCUAUCUUUUCAGUUAUUUCCUGAGGCAGUAGCUGAACUCCUAAAGCUGUAUUGGCCAUGUGACUUAGCUGUCCUAUGAGUUCAUUAAUUAUGUUUCCUACUUUAUAUUAGCAAUGAUUUUGCUGGUCUAUAAGUGUUGUGUUGUGUCUCUCAAGAUAAUUUUCUAAAUCUAUCUGAAAUACUGAAUUAGUCUUCACAAACACUUUAAUUUAGGAAUUGAUUAACUUGAAUCUUAAAAAGGUUCUACUGAAGCCAAAGUCAGGGAAUCACAGAUAAGGACUUUUCAGCUUUUUAUCAAAUUCUCUGCAUGCCUUACCCUUUAUUUCCAUUACUUCUAUCAUUAGUUCAGUUUUGUUCCACAAUUUUAGAAAGCAGAAGUGUAGCAUGGAUGGGAUUCAUAAGUUUGCUAAAUUAAUAGUAUGCUGUAGAAUCAGCAUUAAAUAGCAGUUAAUGAAAACAAACGAAAGACAAUGGUCUUUGUUUUGAGAUGUAUUGGUGUUGUGUAGUUCACUUCAUCCUAGUUGGGAUACCUCUGCCAAGAAGAGAAACAAAGUAAUUUUUACCCUGCUAUUUGCUUUGUAACUAUAUACCUGAUACUUAAAUCCACAGGGUAGCAACAAACAGUACACACAUAUUUUAAAGGCAAGAGAGAACCUAUAUUAGGAGUACUAUGUUGCAAGUAAAUUAUUUUAAGAUGAAUAUGCUAGCAAGGCAUAGUUUGGAGACUGAUUAUAAUGAUUUUGCUUGAUUUUUCUUGAUUGACUAUGUUGGAAUAUGUGAUGAAGCAAAAGACUUCAUCUGUUGUUGUAUGGUAAGGUAAAUCAGCACAAACCUUAGAGUUAACAAAACACUGUAAGAUCCUCUGAUUAAAGUCAUUAUGUGUGACAAUCACCUAAGACAACCUAAGGGAGAUGCAGAUUGUUAAACCAGUAAAACAACGUUUAGAUUGCCAUCUAACAGCAGCACUGAGGUUUUUGUUUGUCUCAAGUGCUAUCUGUGCUGUUUAGUCUGUCUGGAGUGGCUGUUUUCUUAAGACAACUUUAAUCUAUGUAAUUUUGAUUGUUGGCAUUCCAUGGGAAGUAGAUGAAAGAUGCUUUUUUGUUUUCGAGGUAUAUGCUUUCCCAAAGUAUGAAAAUAAUUUUUCACACUGCAAGUGAGUUUGAAUGUUUGACCAGCGUGGUUAUAUGACAGGGACAAAGUGACUAGUUCUAUAGAAUUACUUCUGGUCCUCUUCUACCAUGAGUUCAGGUUCAGUCCAGGGGUCAGAAAACAGAUACCAGUAGUAAGGGGCUGUUUCUGCCCUUUUUAUGGGAAGCAGGCCUGUGUUCGUAAUCUGUAGUCUGUGAGACUUUGUAACAUGAAUGUGGCAUACUGUUACAUAGUGUGUGGAUGUAAUUCCAUAUAUACUGAAAUAUGUAAUUAUAUUUAUAUUGAAAUAACUUUUUUACCAGGGUCCUUCCAGAGCCUGGCACCACGCAGCUGUGCCUUUUAUCCCUAAAGUAGCUGUGCGAGGUCGCUGGACUCAGGGUUUUCCUGCAUGGCGCUGAGACACCUGUGCGAGCUGUAGCAACAGCUCGUCGAUUCGCACCCCUCGAAUCCCCUCACACGGGACUUUCCUUCCCCUGCCCGCAGAGGAAAUGCCCGACACCCUCCAUCUCCCCUCGUCACAAGCCAGGGCCGGUGCGAAGCGAGGGGUUUGCGGCGGGGCUGCCCCCGUCCCCUCACGGCGCCGCCGCCGCCAUUUCCCCGGCGUCCCCCGCCGCCCCUCAGGGCGCAUGCCUGGGGCCGCGCUGCCAUGGUUGCAGGGAGCGGCUGCAUCGGGACGCCCUGACAGAGCCGGGGGGGAAAGGAGCAAAGCACCGGGGUACCGGGGUCCCAGCUGUGCCCCGAGCCGGGGGGAGAGAAGGGGAGGCGGGCGGCCAACGGCCCGACCCACUGCCCCCUGGUGGUGCCCGCGCUGAGGGGCGCUGAGGGGAGGUGAGCCCCUGACUGUGCGCCCUGAGGGAGGGCCUGGCCGCCGGCUGGUUUGGCUGUGAAUUCCUCCCUGUGCACAUUUCACCGAUGUAUAUAUGCAUUAUAUACAUACGUACAAACAUGUAGGGGCUGCUGGCCGCUCGCUGGCACUGUGCUGGAGCGUUAUGUGUGCUAAAGACCUGUGAAGAUGCUUAGUGUUUUGCAGCUGGAUGAAAAUAAGUCAUCAAGCUGUUCCGAGUAGGCUGUUUGAGAGAGGAUUUAGGAAAAGUUUUUCAGAGCGAUGGAAAAUGGUGAGCAAGGUGCGUGUGAGCCAGACGGCCCGUUCAGUGCAUCACCCGAGAAUGCAUCUCCUGUUACUGCUACAAGUCACCCUACUUCACUUGAAUUAAAAAAUUCAGAAAGGGAAAAAGAAACAUCUCAAGAUGCAGUGCUGUCAGAGAAUGUGACAAAUUCGACAGUGACAGGAAGCAUAAUUGAGGAUAAUAAAACUCUUAUGUGGAGUGUGGCUACAUUUCAUGAAACUAUCCAGUGUGAGAAGUUGCAUCUUGAUCUGGGACAUUUUCCCAGGAAAGCAGUUCAACAGGGUUACCGCAUGCCUGAUGUCAUCACUGUCAGAGUACAAACAGAUCCUGAUACCUUCCAAGAUGUAGCUGUAAAAAUUGAAAGACCUACUUUUCGUAAACCGUUUCUGGGUGGAUUUAAGAACAGAAUAACAGGAGUGGAAUUUCAUAAUGCAGGAUCACAAACAAUACCCAAAAAAAGACCUGAAAAAGGAACUACAUUAUUUUGUAGGGAAACACAGACUGUGUUUCAAAAAAAUAAACGUCAACAAACAGCAAAUCCAACAUCAACACAGAUGACUAAGGUUGGCUUGUAUGUGUCAAGCGUGACUGACAAACUAAUAACACCUGGAAAGUAUUUCACAGCAGAAGAAUACCAUAAACGUCGACUUGAAGCUGUAAUAGUAUUACAGAAAUGUUUCCGCCGUUGGCAUGCUAGAAACCUAGUAAAAAAAUUGAAGGAAGAAAAGAGACUGAGGCUGGCAUGGGAGGCACAAGAAGAGUUAAAAAAGAAAAAAGAGAAAGAAGACAAAGUGAGGAGGGAACGUGAUCGAAGACUGAACCCUAAAACAAAAGAAGACUUUGAGCUGCUUUACCAUGCUUUAGAAUCGUGGAGACAGGAGGAGAUUGAACGGAUUAACGCAACUCUUACUGGAGCUGAAAGAAAGGCAGCACUUUGUGGACUUCUAGAAGAAGAGGCACAGCUGAUUGCUUCCAUUGGGAGACACAAGCUAAAUGCAGAUGAGGAGAAUCAACAUAAAGCAGUACUGCACUUUCUGAGUAAGUGUGCACAACCCAAGAGAUGGAAAGCAUAUGAUGGAAAAACCACUGAAAUGGAUACACCGUACACACUCCGAGCCAGAGAACUGCUUGAAAUCUACCGCAGUGUUAGCAUGAAUGACAUCCCACAAGAUGAGAGAGUAGAUGUGCUGUUAACACUCAGACGUACAGUGGAGGAACAUGCAUGUGAAUUAACAAAGGAAAUAGUGGAAUUAAUUGACAGAGAAGUUGAUCUUAUGUCGAGAGAGGUGAAAGAAUGCAACUUAGAAGGACUGAGGAAAAGAAUUUGUACGUUAUUUCUACAGUAUAUUAAAACACCGAAGUUUAACCCUGAAGUUGCAAAGAUACUUAAGGUUCCACCAGAUCCUCUAAAGCUCUAUAAAAAUGUUAACUUCUGUCAUAGCUGCGAAAAUUACUUACCAUCUACUGAAUUUCCUGUUCCUGCUAAUUCCCACACCAUUGGCAGAUGUCACUUGUGUUGCAAGCUUGAUAAUGAGGCUCGGCAACGAGAAUCAUUUUUGAAGUACAGACUUAUACUAGAAAAUCUCAGAAAGUCUGAAGCUGAUUACCAGGAUGAUACUAAAAUUGUUUUCUUAGUUCAGCUGCAAGAUCUACAGUACAUGAUUGAGAACAUUUGGGGCUGUCAGUCCGCUCUUAGUGCCUGCAGUGAUCUCUAUGAUUUGGUUAUGGUCAGAUGGGAUAAGCAGCAGGAGUGGUCUCCAUGGAACACAGUUCUUCUCACUAAAGAUGAGGCAGAUGCACAUCUUAAGCUGUGUAACCUUCAAGAGGCUUAUGAAGCAGCAUUUAUUCACAGAAUAAAACAAAAACAUAUCCGGGCGAAAAAGUACUUUGCUCAGAUCCCAGCGAUUGCAUCAUUUUUGCCUAGGAGUAACAAGCAGACUAAUGCAAGAUAAUUUUUAAUAGCUACGCCUAUUCCUACCAGUACAAAAACAUAACUCUUAGCGAAGUUAACUGAAGUUAAAGAAAGUAACUGAACUAUUGAUUAAUACAAUUUACUUGAUUUUGAAGAUUUUUUUUACCAAUAUCUUAAUUGUAUAACAUCAAAAUAAACUUCUGCCUGUAAAAUAAUUUGAUCUUGAUUAUUCAAUAUAACUAUAUUUCAUGGUUUGUAACCUCGUUAUUUAAAAAAUAUUGUUGAUGAGCUAUAUACAUUUGUGAGCUUUGACUGCUUUACUGUGCAUGCCUGUGUUGCCUGGAAUAUUUGUUUCUGUGUAAUAUUGUUUUUGAGGAAAUUUAGCUAACUCUGUUAUCUUCCACUUAGAAAAGUAAAAAUAAAUUAUUUAAUUUUAUAUUAAUAUAUUAAAUGUAUUUUUCUGGCAUUAAGCAUAUAAGGCAGAGAACCCCUCAAACUGUACAUUCCUACAGAACAACAAAAUUGAUAUGCCCUUCCAAAUAUAGCUGCUCUGACUUGGAAACAUUGGUGUAAAACAGUAACUUCAUUUUUUAUGGCUCAUCUUAUUGGUCAUAAUGGAACUGCCAGCAUACAAUUGUUGUAUCCAAGAUCAUGAAAUUAUUGUGAAUCAGGUUGAAAAUUUGAAAAUACACAAUGCAGACUGUUCAGAACGUUUAUUUUUUGAGGAACUUCUCUUAUGUACAGUAGAAGUUAAUUGCUUCCCUAAACUUACAGAGUUACGGUUAUGUUUGAUUAUAAUUACAGAGAAAAAUGUUUGAUGGUGUCCAUUCAAUAAAGUCCUACAGAAAGUUGCUA
Molecule: messenger RNA, 6371 nt
Organism: Anas platyrhynchos (mallard)
Lineage: Eukaryota; Metazoa; Chordata; Aves; Anseriformes; Anatidae
Gene: IQUB
Product: IQ motif and ubiquitin domain containing
Biological process (GO): cilium assembly; flagellated sperm motility
Cellular component (GO): motile cilium; acrosomal vesicle
Molecular function (GO): protein binding
Source: RefSeq, a predicted model, not a curated record